This is a messenger RNA of Colletotrichum navitas, 318 nucleotides long. RefSeq lists its product as uncharacterized. The record is from RefSeq and is a predicted model, not a curated record. The annotation marks the transcript as partial. Gene Ontology annotation, molecular function: oxidoreductase activity. The transcript has 2 exons. Lineage: Eukaryota; Fungi; Ascomycota; Sordariomycetes; Glomerellales; Glomerellaceae.
CAUCCAGUCGAGGAUUGUAGCCUCGCUAUUUGCGAUGCGUCCACGGUUCAACACAACAAGUGUAUUCACGGCGACUUUAUUAUUACUCCCGAUUACAUUAGCCAGACAAAUUACGCGGCACCUUGUAAAGAGCAGGUGUGGUACUGGGUUAGUAAUCAGCAGCCUAACGAGGCACUCUUAUUUAAGCAGCAUGAUACGGAUGAGUCUUCAAACACCCGUUAUUGCCCUCACACAGCAUUCUGGAAGGAUGGUCCGCGAAAGUGUUCUAGACCCCGGCAGAGUAUCGAGGUCCGGGUUCUUGUGGUAUUUGAUAAAUGA